AUGAAGCCCGUCUCUUUCGUCGCAUACCCUCUCGCAACCAUCGCCCUCACACUUGCCACGUCUGCGCAAGCCCGCCCCUUCGACAGCAUCAUCCAGUCGUUCAGCAUCCUCAGCGAACAGUCGCCUCUCCGAGACUACAUCAUGAGCAAUCCUGAAGGCCAGGCGACUACUGGCGUCAUCAUAUCCGAUGUCAUCGGCAAGACGCAGAACAUCGCCAUCUUCAGCGGCUUGACACGUGACAUCGACGCAGUCUCCGGCCGCCUCGACAACGCCUCGCAGAAUGCCACAGUGCUGGCUCCGAACAACAGCAUCAUGCGCGACCUGAAGAGGAAGCCCUGGGAAGACCCCGACGACUACGACAGUUUUGGCGCAGACGCGUACGAGGGCACCAGCGGCCAAGACCGGGCGCGGGGCAAUCUUGAGCGCUUUGUUCAGCGCCACAUCAUACCGGAGAGCCCAUGGGAGGAGGGCAAGAAAGUCAAGACGCUUGCCGGCAAUGAGAUUUGGUGGGAAUCCAAAGACGGCCAAAAGAAGAUUCAACCUGCUGACGUUGAAGUGACCAGCAUCGCCGACAAGGUAUCCAAUGGCGAGGUUUGGGUUCUUGGAGGCUCUCUCGGAUAG
Molecule: messenger RNA, 621 nt
Organism: Alternaria ventricosa
Lineage: Eukaryota; Fungi; Ascomycota; Dothideomycetes; Pleosporales; Pleosporaceae
Exons: 2
Coding region: 1-621 (206 amino acids)
Source: RefSeq, a predicted model, not a curated record